Messenger RNA from Geodia barretti, 1021 nucleotides. The record is from the annotation of a GenBank genome assembly. NCBI's taxonomy places the organism in Eukaryota, Metazoa, Porifera, Demospongiae, Tetractinellida, Geodiidae.
AUAAGGGCAAUGGGUAUGCAGCUCUGCAGCUGCUCAAGGCAACUUUCCCUGCUUUACAGCCAAGAGUCUCGUUGUAAACGACGUGCUAUGUGAAACCUGCUCCGUUCUUCUGCCUGGAGUGGCGACCGCGCAGUCGGACGGACCCGUGGAUAAAAUGUCAGUCAACCUAACGUACGUUUACGAGCAGGUAUGCAGUGGUACGUGCACGUUCAAGGACAACGCGGACUCUCAGGGGAGGUUUUUGGAAGAAGAGAGCACAAGUGAGAUGUUUGAGGUGAUGGCUGAGCUUGAAUGUGGCAGUGGUGGAGGUUGGAGCAUCUCUCACGACCUGUCUGACCUCACAGGACCCUGCAACAUUGAGAGGAGGAACGUCGGGACACUAUCACAGCUGGAGUUUCUUGAAAAGUUCUCGGAGACUCGACCGGUGAUUCUGGAGGGUGUCCCUCCUCAAACGAGGUUCAAACGAGCCUCGACAAAGUGGAGACUGUUGGCAGACUACGGACCGGACCUGAUCACAGUGGCAACGGCCAACACACACUCCUACACCAAGACCCAGAUGACGCUAUGUGACUACGUAUCCCACCACGUGAGACCUCAGUCACCACACGCUCUCGGGAACGAAACUUUCUAUCAUUUCGGAGACAACGACCGAGAGAGAUGGUCUCCACUGUUCUCGCUCUACCAACUACCCCCCUACACCCUACCGGGGAUGGAACCAGUUUUGAGUUUCGGGUUGGCUGGCCCAGGGACCGGUGUCCCAUUCCACAUUCACGGCCCGACAUUUGCAGAGACGAUAUUCGGCCGUAAGCGGUGGUUCCUCUAUCCUCCCGAUGAGAGCCCUGAAUUUGAUCCUGACGAGUCAACCCUUCGCUGGGUGACCCACACUCUCCCCUCCCUCCCAGCCCACCUCACCCCGCUCCAGUGUACCCUCAGUCCUGGAGAGGUUUUGUAUUUCCCAGAACGCUGGUGGCACGCCACUCUAAAUGUAGACUCCACUGUCUUCAUGUCAACAUUUCUGGCA